Molecule: messenger RNA, 1056 nt
Organism: Sporothrix brasiliensis 5110
Lineage: Eukaryota; Fungi; Ascomycota; Sordariomycetes; Ophiostomatales; Ophiostomataceae
Product: methylglutaconyl-CoA hydratase
Exons: 1
Coding region: 1-1056 (351 amino acids)
Biological process (GO): fatty acid beta-oxidation
Cellular component (GO): mitochondrion
Molecular function (GO): enoyl-CoA hydratase activity
Source: RefSeq, a predicted model, not a curated record
AUGGCCCCCAUUCGCCUGGCCGCUGCGUCUCUGACGCGGGCUGCUUCGAUCGCCCGUUUGCCUCUGCGCACGUCUUGUCGGACGUCGCUGGCCGCCCCUGCGCUGCUUUGGUCGGCGCCCCGGUUCUCCUCGACCUCGUCCGACCCCCUGAUCGUCGUCACCGACCUGCCCGCCCCCGGCUCCGGCCACAUCCGCAUCCUCGAGCUCAACCGCCCCGCCGCGCGCAACGCCAUCUCCAAGGCGCUGCUGGCCGCCCUGCGCGAGCAGGUCGACGACGUGGCGCAGCAGUACGACGACGCCGGCCGGGAGGUGACGCGCGUCACCGACGCCAAGAGCCUGGGCCCCACGCGCGCGCUCGUCGUCGCCAGCGCGGUCGACAGCUGCUUCUGUGCGGGCGCGGACCUCAAGGAGCGCAAGACGUUUACGGCCGAGGACACGGCGCGCUUUCUGGGCAGCCUGCGCGGCACGCUGACGGCGCUGCAGGCGCUGCCGAUCCCGACCAUCGCGGCCGUGUCGUCGCUGGCGCUGGGCGGCGGGCUGGAGCUGGCGCUGGCGACGCACAUGCGCGUGCUGACGUCCAACGCGGUGGUGGCGCUGCCGGAGACGCGGCUGGGCAUCAUCCCCGGCGCGGGCGGCACCUACCGGCUGCCGAUGCUGAUUGGCAUGGCCCGCGCGCGCGACCUGGUGCUGACGGGCCGGCGCGUGUCGGCCCCCGAGGCGUACUUUCUGGGCAUUGCCGACCGCCUGGUGGAGGUGAUUCAGGAGCCGCCGGCCGAGGAAAAGGAGCAGAGCGAGCAGAGCGAGGAGGACAAGCAAAAGGCGCAGCUGGACCUGCUCGACACGGCGCGGCGGGCGGCGCUGAGCGAGGCGGUGCGGCUGGCCGAGGAGAUUUGCGAGGGCGGCCCCAUUGCCAUCCGGGCGGCGCUGCAGGCGGUGCAGUUCCCGGCAGAGACGGUGGAGAACAAGAUGUACGAGCGGGUGGUGGCGACGGAGGACCGCAACGAAGCGCUCAAGGCCUUUGGCGAGAAGCGGCGGCCCGAGUUCAAGGGGCGCUGA